AUGCUCAAUAUCUUCUUAGAAUUGUGGAAGGCACAACAAGAAAACAGAGUUGUUAUACCAGAGCUAUACUUUCCGGAUACAUUUAUUUUAGAUGAGAAUCACGAUUUUAUAUGGGUCUUUCGCUCUAAAUAAGAAGGGAAAAUUCUUAGGAAAAAAAAAUAGAACUCUUCAGUUGAUAAUAUUGUUAAGAGCUUGGUUGGACAGAAUUUAAAUUUAUCGAUUGAAUAUUCUUCGAUAGAUUGUACCUAAUUAAACUAAAAUUCUAUCAAUAAUAAUUACUAAUCAGUUACUGUUCAACCUGAAACUCCAUUUGCAACUUUCAGCAGAUUGAAUGAUUAAGGAGAGAUUGAAAUAUAGCAUUUUAACUCAGACCAAAUUAAAAAAUUCUUUGGUGAAGUAGAAUAUAAAAAUGCUCUUCCAAGAGAUUCUAUUUUCCUUUAGAGAUAUCUGAGGACUGACUAAAAUGAAAUACAUAAUCAUUUCAUAAAGGUAGUUUAUAAUAACAAUUUUAUUCAGAUUGAGAAGAGACGUAACUGUUUUUUCUGGUAAAAUCUUACUGAGAAUUCAAAUAAACCCAAGGAUCGUGAAUAUUACAAUUGUCUCAUUUCAUAUGAAGGCCCUGAACAAUUCACAGAAGUUGAAAAAAUAAAUGAAUAUACAGCUAAUUAGUUGAAAUAUAUUGUAAAGUAAAUUUGUAUUUAACUUGAGUCUAUUCACAUGAAAGAAAGAGGUAAAGUCAAAUAGAUUUCUCUAAUUUUUAAGAAAAUUAAUGACAUCAUUUAUUUGUUGCACUGCAAUGAGAUUUCUUUUGAAAGAGAACAGCACAUUCCAAAGCUAUGGAGGAUGUCUUUUAAAAAUCCAUUCAUAGUUCCGCUUCAUAUUAGAUGUACUUCAAAACCUUUAUUGCCACCUUAAUAAAAUUAGAUUGUAAAUAGAUCAAUGCUACAAGGAGGUAUCAAUAAAACUGUAUCUAAUUAAAGCAACAAUUUAAAAAAUUUAUAACUUAACACAAGCAAUGAUUCUAACUUAAAGUUAAGAAGUAUGCUAAAUAAGUAAUAGAUAGAUAAUACUAUGUUUGAAGAAAAGGAAAAUAAAAAUAAUUCUAUUGAUUAAAAAUAUUAAAUGUGUAUCUCUUGUGGUUAAGGCUCAUUAAUGUAGCUUCAAGAUGUAAUGAAAAAUAAACUUUUGAGGAUAAGAAUUAAGAGAGGAGUAAGAGAAAACUUUAAUGGUUUGCGUCCUUUGUAUGAAAGCUAACAAAAGUAAGAAAAAGCUCUCUUUGAUAAAUACACAACAGUUAAGGUUUGUCAUUUAUGUUUUGAAGCAUAUCAAGAAAUACAAAAAGAAGAUGAAUCCCAAUAGCAGUUAAACUUAUUUUAUUAGAGCUAUGGCUAUUCUGUUAAAGAAUAAUCUCAAAUUGCUAAAAAGAAAUAGGUGAAUAUCCACAAAGCUAGGUCAAAGAGCUUUAAUUUAGUGUCGAUCGACCAAACAAGCGACAACAGUACUUCACUUAUAAAUGGACAGUUUUUAACUCCAAUAGAAAACAGCUCUUUAAAAAGAAGAAAGAGUGUUAAUUAAUGUGAAGGAGAAGAAGAAGAAGAAAAUUCUGAAGAUCAUUUUGAUGAAUCUUUUCUAAAAAAUAUAAAUGAUUAAUCAAUGAUAAAUAAAGAUUAAUCUUUUUCAUACAGAUUAAAUGAAAAUUCAUUUGACACUAAAUAGCUCAAUAAAUCUUUUGAGCAAAAAAACUCAAUUUAAAAUGGCUUAAGAGAAAGAUCAAUCAUACAGAGAGCUCAGCUUGUUCAAUCUAGAUAAAAUGAUUCAAAUGAAGUGAGUACUUAUAACUUUAAUAAAAGGCAUCAUUCAUUCUCAAAAGCAUAACAAAUUAACAAUUAAUAUUACCAACUAAAUAAAAAUCUUCAAUACAAAUUCAAAGAACUGAGAAGUAAGAGUACUUAAAGAUCUUAAAAUUUAUCAAACAUACUUCCUUAGUUUUCAGAUUUGUAAAAUGAUGAUGCCAGUUUAAUUAAUGACAUGAGCUUCAUAUAGAAAGCUCAUAACAUGAAUUCUAUUACUCCAAUUACUGUAGCAGAUCAGAAAACUAUUAGUGAAGCCUUAAAUUUAUUAUAAGAAACAAGCAGCAAAAACUUAGAAGGGAAAAAUUUGAAUAACAGAAAGAUAUCGAGACUGUAUCCGAUAUCUGUAGGAAGAUAAAGACCAUCUAUAAACCCUUCCUUAAAAUAGCAAUAUCAAGUUAUCAUUUAAAACUGCAGUAUCACUCCAAUAAGUAACGCUAAUCUAAACGAUUAAAGUAGUAUUAGUAUAUAAAGCAAUAACAAGAAUAGGAAGAACAAUUUAAGUACUUAUAAUGUUGUAAGUGAGUACUUUUAAUAGUUAGAAGACAGCAGCUUUAUGGCUAAUUAAACAAACUUAGGCAAUAAUGAUGAUACUUUCUUGAAGAAAUUUUAUCAACAGCAAGCAAUUGAAAAAGAUAAAAGGUAGAGUGAAUAAAUGAUUGAAAUCAAUAGUAUAAAUAACAGUAAAGACUACAUUAGCAUCAAUAAUAUAUCUAAUAACUAGUGUCUUAGAAGUGAGGAUAUUCUCAAUAAAAUGAGAGACAUAAAUAAUUCAAAGGAGAUGAUAUCAGAUUCUCAUGAAAAAAUAAUCUCUGAUUAUAAUUCUAUCUACAAAGACCAGAAAUAUCAAGUAUAACUUUUAAAGCAAAAAAGUAGUUUAGGAAAGGUAAAUUCUGCAUAUGAAAAUAACACCUCUUCUACAACCAAUAUAGUAAAUAGAAGUAGAAAUUCAUCUACAGCAUCCAAAUCUACAAAUAACACUUCUCUCACAUAAAUUCAGCAAAGAAAUAAUAGCGUUGAUCUAGAAGGUAGACUGUUAGCAAAUAUUAGAUACUUAGAAAAAUAACUUUAAGAAUCAGAAAUAUAAAAUAAAAUAAAUAAUAACUAACUUCCAUAAGAGAAUUAAAAAGAAAAUAAUUAUAAUAUUGUUAAUACAAAAUAAAACACAAAUAAUUUUGGUAGUAUAAAAACAUAGCAACCAAAUUAAAAUUUUUAAUUACCACCAAAGCCAGUUAUAUCUCAAAAAUCAAUAACAAAAUAAAGUAAUAUUAAAAUACCAAACACUUCUAAUCCUCUAUCUGAAAUAUAAUUUUAGCAAUAACUGAAGAAUAAUAAUAAUACUGAAAAUAAACAAAUAUAAUAAAAAAAUAGAAAUUCUUCUAAUUAAAUAGAUUACUAACAAUCUUCAAAGUCUUUAUAAACAAACAAAAAAAAUCGCCCUGAAAACUCGGUAGAUAAUAUCCAAACAUCAUAAAGUAUAAGAAAAAUUUUAUGA
This is a messenger RNA of Tetrahymena thermophila SB210, 3345 nucleotides long. RefSeq lists its product as hypothetical. The transcript has 2 exons. The record is from RefSeq and is a predicted model, not a curated record. NCBI's taxonomy places the organism in Eukaryota, Ciliophora, Oligohymenophorea, Hymenostomatida, Tetrahymenidae.